AUGUCUCCGCAUUCUGACCGCGCCACAGAAUCUAUGAGGAUGAACUACACUCCGCAAUCGAAGCUCGCUCAGAGUCUCUACAAACGCUCCGCGAACUUGGCCCGCCAGACCUCGUCCCACCUCAUAAAACCAGCCCCUGUCAAAGUCCACGAACGAAAGCCAGAAUCGAGCCCCUACAUCAAUACUUUGGACAUAUUCUCAGCACGACAAACAACACAAGAGUUGUGUCGGGAAUUUACUGUUGCCUAUAAUGCCCUUUUCGCGAGCUGGACAUGCGUGUUCAAGUCUGAGAUUCCAGGUACUGUCGAGAGCUACUGCAUAGACGAGCGGGGUGACAAGCGUGUUGCGACAGAAGAGCUGUGGCUGGAAACCUACCUCUGCAGUGUCCUCCGCGCGUACUCUUACGCCGACGACGGUUCAGGCGACACAAUCAAGAAAAUCGUGGGCGUCCGAAGAUUCAAUCCCAUCACGAGCACAGAGAGCGAGCACAAGUUCUUAGACGCGGCAGAGCGCUUAUUCUUCAGCGGCUGGCAACUUGGCUCUGAUCCUGAGAUUCAGGUUCCAAAUCUCGUUUCUAACCACUUGACGACCGGGCUGCUGAGCUAUAUUCAAACUACGGGGCGGUACGCAUCGGGAAUCAAUCUCUUCGAAAAGCUACGGACUCGCGACCCAGAAAUCUCGUCCCUCCUCGCACGCGUCUACAUUGAAGCAGAUGAAGAGGUCAAGGCAGUGCAGCUGCUCCAUGAGGCGAUCCAGGACCUGCCUAUGGACUAUUCGUUGCUCGACUGCCAGGCCGAAUUCUGCAACAAGAAGAACCGCGGCGACCUUGCUCUGGAAAUUGCUAAGAGAAGCGUAGUAUCCGCGCCCAGUGAGUUUGGCACUUGGGCACGUCUGGCAGAGAUCUACGUCAGCUUGGAGCAAUGGGACCUUGCGCUGUUGACUCUCAACUCGUGUCCCAUGUUCACAUACCAGGACAAGGAUGCGCCACGAAUGCCCGAGCCGCAAAAGGUCUUCCUACCCAUCAUGCCAGAAGCCAUGUGCGAUGAGAUUGAGGACAGCAAUUUGGACGAUAUGGAGCUUGUACACCCGACGCUAAGGAAGCUACAUGCGGCCGGCUUCAAGGGCACUUUCCUCAAGGCCUAUGUCCUGCUUACGGAGAUUACGAAGAAGAUUGGAUGGGAUCAGCUGCUAAAGAUACGGUCUCAGGUGUUCGUGAUGGAAGAGGAAUAUCGACAUGAGAAGACUGGUCAGCAACCACAUUCCCGCAGCGCUAGCACCACCGCACUUCACUCACCAUCUCCAGGCGCCGGCGCACAACCAAACGGCACAAGCCACGGCGAAGCCGAAGAGCGCCCCUCAACCGAACAGCCAUCCACCGACGGCGAGUCUUCGACCCCCACAACAGUAGCAGCUGCAGAGGAAUCGAUAGAAAAGCCCUCGCACACCGUCGCCGCCGAAGUCGUCAAAGCCGGCUCCGAAGAUCCCCACCCACUUCCUUCUACCUCGAAUACCACCGACCCCUCCCAACCAAAUUACACGCACUUCCAAAAUAAGCGCCUGUGUGAGCGCUGGCUCGACAAUCUGUUCAUGGUACUAUACGAGGACCUGCGCGUCUACACCAUCUGGCGCACCGAAAUGGCGCAGUACAGGCAGCAGCAGUUGCUCUACAAGAAGUCGGCUGAGGAGUGGGAAAUCCUCGGUGAACUUGCAGAGCGCUUGCAUCACGAGGACGACGCGCUUGAGGCCUAUGAGAGCUGUUUGCAGAUAAGAUUUAGUCCGAAGGCUAUGAAGGGCGUGCUCAAGUAUGGGUUUGUGGGUGAGGACAGGGGCAAGACAAGGGAUGCGUGUGCUGCGCUGAUAAGGCUGGUGACGUGGCAGUAUCGAUGGUAUUCUGAAUUCUCACCUUCACUGCUCUACACCAUUCGCAAACUCAUCGAAGAGGAAGGCGCGGUCAAGAUCCGCAGCAUCAUCCAGGGUACCAGCUUACCACAGCACGUUCUCGACUUGACGCACCAGUAUGCGGCGUUAUGUGCGGCUUUCAGGAGCAGCGGAAGUGAUGGUUAG
Messenger RNA from Parastagonospora nodorum SN15, 2064 nucleotides. RefSeq lists its product as hypothetical. Gene Ontology annotation, cellular component: exomer complex. Lineage: Eukaryota; Fungi; Ascomycota; Dothideomycetes; Pleosporales; Phaeosphaeriaceae. The transcript is spliced from 4 exons. The coding region runs from base 1 to 2064 and encodes 687 amino acids. Gene Ontology annotation, molecular function: protein binding. The record is from RefSeq and is a predicted model, not a curated record. Gene Ontology annotation, biological process: Golgi to plasma membrane transport.